AUGAUGGGAAGUAAACGCUACAGGAUAACUAUAUUUCUACGUAUUAUUGGUUCAUUACUCUGCCUGCUUGUUAUUUUAUUUGGUGGAAGUUUGAGUGGUUCCACAGGAUUUACAUUAGCCACAUUUGAAUAUAUGGGAGAAAUUUUUGGAAAAUAUGUAUUCUUUGGUGGAAUAUAUACUAUUCUAGCCUGUGGAAUAUUCACCAUCUUAAUUGGUUUAGUCAGUUUUUAUAGUUUUACUCAUGUGAAUCGAUUUGCAGCCAUUCUGGCAUGUGUUGGAUUAAUUUUUCUCAGUGUUGUCAUUGGAUGCACAUCGAUGAUUGUUUAUGUGUACCCUAAAACUAUGACAGAAUUGAUAUACAAUCGAAUGUUUGACACAUUUCCAAAUUAUGGUCAAGUUAUGACAAUAACACACGCUUGGGAUUUCAUGCAAAGUUAUCUAAGAUGUUGUGCUAUAAAAGAUCGUGGUUGGUCAGAUUACAAUCGAACUGUCUGGUAUAAACUGACCAAUGUUGAUGUUCACUUUCGUGAGGAGUUUAUUCCACAUACAACUCCUUACUAUCAAUUUGUACCAGAAUCAUGUUGUCAAACUAUAAUUGAUGGUUUAACUGGAUAUCCAUUAAAAGUUUAUCGAAAUAAGAAAAGGUGUCAAAAUUGGCAAUACGGUCCACCUAUGUUUCAAGAUGGUCCACAUAAUGAUGCAUUGUAUUAUCGAGGUUGUUUUUAUCUGUUUGUUGACUAUGUCAAUACGUACAGUGGAUAUAUCCUUGGAAUAGGAUGUACAGUUACAGGAUUACAUGUGUUUAUAUUCAUAAUAUUGUUAUACACAGAACUAUUAUCAAAUCGAAGUGAUACACUGAAAUAUCAUGGUAAUUCAUUGAAACAAAAUCAUCAUUAUCAAAUAAGCAGAUAAUUAAGAAGGUGGUUAUAUCUUAGAAGUUGAGUUUCAUAGUUAACAGCCAACUGCUCCGUUACGCAUUCUAUUAAUUUCUAACCAGCACCUUCUUAAUUGAGAAGCACUAUUAACUCUCUAUACAAAAAUUGUAAUUAUAGGUGAAGCACAGUCUUCAAGUUGUAUGUGCAAACUAUUAAAGUGCAAUAUAAUUUCUUUACAUAUAUAUUUUAUGAUUAAUGCUGCAUUUAUCUUUUAAAUAACUAAAUGUAAUGAACACUUUUUUUCACUUGUAAUGCCUUCGAAUCCUCUUUCUGUCAGUUUAGUGACAAUUUUGUUAUACAACAAGCCUGACAUGUUGAAUAAUAAACCGGAUUUUUUAAUUUAUUUCUAACUUUAAC
Messenger RNA from Heterobilharzia americana, 1292 nucleotides. The record is from the annotation of a GenBank genome assembly. Lineage: Eukaryota; Metazoa; Platyhelminthes; Trematoda; Strigeidida; Schistosomatidae.